CCGGUGCAGUUUUGCCUCAUAUUCCACAUCUCCAGCUUUGUUGCCGGGCCCCCCGGAUUCGCCUGUCACGCGCUGAGGUUUUGCCCUCGACCCCGCCAUGUCAGCGCCCCGAAGUCUCGUCCGAAGCUGGCAGCACCUUCGAUCCUACUCUCUCCAGUCUCUUACACGCUCAACCCGACCCGUGUUCUCGUCGUCAUGUAGCGGCAUCCUAAAGCCGAGUCCGUCAUUCAUCUGGAAUCCUCGCGCACCCCCCUCGUCGGCCCUGGUGCGACAAUUCAGCGCCUCUGCAACGCGCCGACACGGGCAUAUAACACCACCAAAACCCGGCGAAGCGCUGUCCAUAACGUUCGUCGACAAGGAGCAGAGGGAGCACGAGUUCGCCGUGUCGGCGGGCGACAACCUGCUGGACAUCGCGCAGGCGAACGACCUCGAGAUGGAGGGCGCGUGCGGCGGGUCGUGCGCGUGCUCGACGUGCCACGUCAUCGUCGACGACGCCUACUACGACAAGAUCCCCGAGCCCAGCGACGACGAGAACGACAUGCUCGACCUCGCCUUCGGCCUCACCGAGACCAGCCGCCUCGGCUGCCAGGUCCUCAUGACCAAGGAGCUCGACGGCAUCCGCGUCCGCCUCCCCUCCAUGACCCGCAACCUCCAAGCGAGCGACUUCAACAGCUGAGCAUACCCAUCCUACCUUAAAUCCAAGUGCGGCUUGCGUGGGCGUCGAGCAGGGGGGAAGGGGAGAAUACCCAAAAAGGACAGCGGCGAAAGGGGCAUUUAUGUGAUAGAUCAUCGGAUGGAUUGUACCAAUGUAGCCCGCAGCUAUGCCUGCAGACGCUUGAAGAGAGGGCGGCAGCGCCGAAAACGCGGGGUGUGAUCUUGGGAGAGGGUUUAGUUUCUAAGUAGGACUACAGCCC
Durotheca rogersii is the source of this 914-nucleotide messenger RNA. RefSeq names its product ferredoxin. Gene Ontology annotation, cellular component: mitochondrion. The record is from RefSeq and is a predicted model, not a curated record. Gene Ontology annotation, molecular function: 2 iron, 2 sulfur cluster binding. Lineage: Eukaryota; Fungi; Ascomycota; Sordariomycetes; Xylariales; Xylariaceae. The coding region runs from base 98 to 676 and encodes 192 amino acids. The transcript is spliced from 2 exons. Gene Ontology annotation, biological process: P450-containing electron transport chain; positive regulation of oxidoreductase activity.